This is a messenger RNA of Diatraea saccharalis (sugarcane borer), 5549 nucleotides long. The record is from the annotation of a GenBank genome assembly. NCBI's taxonomy places the organism in Eukaryota, Metazoa, Arthropoda, Insecta, Lepidoptera, Crambidae.
GGUCAGUUGGUGAAAAGGAGUGAAUUUUAAUGUUUAUUGCAAAAUUAUGAUUAUUUAUAUCACAAUUAAAUAAAUGUCUUAGUUUUUUUGUCUGUAUGAAUGAACUGUGCAGAGCUUUAACAUUUGUUCAAUCAUAAUUUAUUUCAUUUUCGUGUUCAAAAAUCUUUCUAAAGGAAAAUGUUUGAUCUAUCGUGAUUAAUAAUUGCAAUGACUUUUAACAAUGGAUGGUAAUAAGAAAUAUUAUAGUUAACAAUGAGUGCUCCAAGUGGGUGUGUCAGCUGCAGUGAUGGUUCUCAACAGUUUGAUGUUAAGCAUGACACUGAAUGCUCUGAAGCUGAAGAUGUACAGAUCCGGAUGGCACCUCAUGUGCAGGCAUAUUUGGCACAUAACAAUCCCACAACAAACUGCUGUGGACUAGCAAUACCAAUUGCUUUUGAAAGAGCCGCACCUGGUAUUUGGUGGAAUCCAAGAUUUGAUUCUGAAAUACUUGAAGGCCAAUAUCGAACCAGUUCCUUUAGACAAAUAAGAUUACGAUUCAGAUUUGCACUUUUGUACAUUUUGAUAUUUUCUAUAUCAUGGUUUGUCUACUUUGUUGGUCUUGGCUUGAAUGGUGGCACAGUAAAAUGGCCAUUCCUAAGUUCAAUGUUUGGUGGGGUGGUCUUGAUUACAUCUAUUAUGUUAUUUGUCACAUUUACAUAUAUUUAUAAGGUGUACACAUUUAAACUUUCUUUGAUUAUGGCACUUGCUCUGUGUACUCUAAGUCUGUCUCUGGUGACCUUGACAACGCAACUAAAUGUAGUGUCUCCUCAAGCAGCUGACAUCAGCCAGUCAGGUCACUUUACCAUGUGUAUUGAAAUCCUACUGAUUAUAUAUACACUAACUCCGUUACCACUGUAUGCUUGUGUUAUCAUUGGACUUUUGUAUUCAAUUGUGUUUGAGAUAUUGAACAUUGUGUUGCAUUUAACAGAGCAGCAAUGGCAGUGUCCAGGAAUGUUUGUGAGAAUUUUAUUGCAACUGUGUGUGCACAUAAUAGGUGUACAUAUUUAUUUAAUGACUUUUGUAAGAAUGCGUGGCACAUUUAUGAAAGUAGGUCAAAGUUUAUUGGUUAGACGGCAGUUGGAGAUGGAGAAACAGUUGAAAGAGAAGAUGAUUCAUUCUGUGAUGCCUCCAAAAUUGGCCAGUUGGUUGAUGGAGGAGCAGGUUCUUGAAUCGGAUACAAACCUCAAAAAACAUGAUCCUCUAAAUCAAAGAAAUUCAAACCCUGGAGCGUCAGACAUAAAGUCCUUGUUCAGACCUUUUAACAUGAGCUCGAUGGAUAAUGUCAGCAUUCUAUUUGCUGAUAUUGUUGGUUUCACAAGAAUGUCCAGUAACAAAGGUGCUGAUGAAUUAGUGAAUAUAUUGAAUGAUUUGUUUGAAAAGUUUGAUGAACUUUGUUUAAUACAUGGGUGCGAAAAGAUAUCUACUCUAGGAGAUUGUUAUUACUGUGUUUCUGGAUGUCCAGAACCUAGACCAGAUCAUGCAACAUGUUGUGUUGAAAUGGGAUUAGGUAUGAUAGAUGCAAUACAAGAGUUCGAUAGAGAGCGAGGUGAGGGUAUUAAUAUGAGAGUCGGUGUGCAUACUGGUACGGUGCUUUGUGGUAUCGUUGGCACCCGCCGUUUUAAAUUUGAUGUGUGGAGUAAUGACGUAACAUUCGCCAAUAAAAUGGAGUCUACAGGGAAACCUGGUCGGGUCCACAUAUCAGAGGAAACUAGUAAAUUUCUCGGUGGCUCUUACGUUUUAGAAGAGGGAGAAGAAAUUUUCGGUCACAAAACCUACUUCAUAGAAGGUCGCCAGCUAUACUCUCCGUAUGAACACGAUCAAUGUCUCACUCCUUCCCAUCCUAUAAACUUACGUCUUAUUAUAUCUCCCGCAGUUUCGCCCCAAUCCCCCCUGUCCUUCAAUAUGUCCCCACCGUUUUCUGUGAGAGACAAUUAUGAUACCAAGAACGAUAAGAUCAGUCCCAGAAUACAAGACGUGAACAAUUUCUUAUCACCCAACCCGUUUAAUUUUCGCAACAAAGCCAGUUCACUGCCAAGUAUAUUAGAUUCCGAUGCCGAAAUGGAUGAUAAGAGGGAGAAACAUUUUACUGAAGAAAAUGAUAACUCAUCAAAAAGUCCCACAUCCGUUGGGAGCUACGGCAAGUAUACUAAUAAACUGAGAAAUUGGAAAGUACCCCGAUUUUUGAGGAAACAUUCGGACACGCCUUUGCAUGAAAUUAAGAAACAAGAUUUCGGUGAGAAAAGUAUUCAUUUCUUGGAGCGUGGAGACAAUGCUGGUAUACAAUCGAGUAAUGGUUAUCAACAAGUGCCUAUAGUAAUAGAAUCUCAAGACAAUAAAUUCGCGAAGCCUGUUCAAGUGCAGAGUAGCAGUAAGCUGAAUAUACCGCAGAGCCACGACAUGGGAUCAUUUGAGAGAGAGAUCAUCGACAUUCGCUCCUAUUUGAGUCAGUCCAGAAGUAAUAUGUCGCCUUUUGCUAGAAGUAGUAGCUACAGAUCACAGUAUGGUAGACCGCAGAAUAAUAUCGAGGCACCAGUUAGUCGUGCUCGAAGUUCGACUAUAGCAACUCAGCUGGAGGUUACGCGGCCGAAGGAUCGUCGUUUGAAGUUACCUCUGCCCGCGCCGGCGGCGGUGCCCUCGCGGCCUCACGACGACGCCGUCAGUCUCUGCCCGUCCGUCAACAGUCGGAAGGACUCGGGCAUCAGAAGCACUAGCAGGCGGUCCAGCAUCCAACAGCAGAUAUUUGCUCUCAACCACACGCUGGCAACGUCACAAGCCGAUAUGAUGCAGCAUCGUGUGUCAGGAUAUUACACGUCCAGUCAGUCAUCGCUCAAUGAACAUACUGCCAAGAGUCGUUUACCGCCACCGCUUAGUGAGCAGCAAGUGCAGUCGCUACAGAAACUGCGCAAGCAAUCGGAUCUUCAGUUGAUCCGCUGCGUACAAGACAACGCCAGGUCAGGCAUUAACUACUUCGUACAACCGCCCCUCAAUAGGUUCACUCUAUUUUUCAAAGAAAACGUAAUCGAGAAACACUACAGAGACAAAGCCCACAGAAGCGACGACAGUGAAGACUUUCCUCCAACUCUCACUACUUCGCGUUUUAACACUGCCCUCGACAUAUUAGUGUCCGCUAUCAUAUUCCUAGCGGUGUCUGUAUCAGUAUUCAUUUUAUACGGGGAGUGGCGCCAUUCUCUUGGCUGGUUCGUCACCUUAGUUUUAAUUCAAGUUGUAGCUAUGUCGUUGUGUGUUUAUAGACAUUAUUUGAAAUGGAAAACAAAAAAUACACCCCACGUAAACGAUACGAUAAGAAGGUCCGUUAGGAUAUUUAGAAAAUUAUCGGAUUGGAUACCGUGGCACCUCUCUGGUAGUUUGUUAAUUAGCCUGCCUAUUUUAGCCGUAAUCAUUAACUUUUCCUGCGAAAACACCACCAUGGUUAUACUUCGUGGUGAUCAGUCGUUCUAUGUUUAUCUCCUAUGCGUAGGCAUAGUCCACUUUUGUAACUUUACCCAAAUGAAUUGGCUUGUUAAGAACACUUUAGUAACACUUUACGCCGCUUUAUUCCUGUUCCUAGCCAUACUCGGCUGUAAAGACGCUAAUACUCAACUCAGAAGUGAUAUUAACAUCCCGAGGUCGUUGGUUAACAAUAUAACAGAUUUUAUGCAAACCCUCACUAACGAUUCCACUGAUUGGUCUGAUGUGAACAGCACAGAGUUGGUAAAUGGCUUGCAACACGAACUACACCUGACGGAACUAUAUUUGGAUGUGGCGUUAUUGUUGAUAUUAGUGUGGUUCUUGAACAGGGAAUUUGAGAUUAGUUAUCGGUUAAGUUUCUACAGUAACGUGGUGGCUAAUCGUGAUAAACAGAAAGUACAGAAUAUGAGAAACCAGGCGGACUGGCUUCUACACAAUAUAAUACCGCGACAUGUCGCUGACCAGCUUAAGAAUACAGCAAAAUAUUCUGAAAACUAUAAAGACGUUGGAAUCAUAUUCGCAAGUAUAGUUAAUUUCAAUGAGAUGUAUGACGAGUCUUAUUUAAAAGGCAAGGAGUACUUGAGAGUUCUUAACGAAUUGAUAGCGGACUUUGAUGAAUUGUUAGAGAAACCGGAAUUUCAACAUGUUGAGAAAAUUAAGACUAUUGGUAGUACGUUCAUGGCAGCUAGCGGGCUUAAUCCCGACUUGAGGCACGCCUCGAGCGAUCCGUACGAUCACCUAUAUCAACUGAUGGACUUUGCUCUCGAAAUGCAAAAAGUCGUUGAAAAUUUCAAUCAAGAUUUGCUAGAAUUUGAUUUCAUACUGCGUAUUGGAUAUAAUUUCGGUGAUGUAACUGCUGGUGUUAUUGGAACUUCCAAACUAUAUUACGAUAUAUGGGGAGAUGCUGUGAAUAUAGCUUCCCGGAUGGAUUCUACGGGUGUAGUGAAAAGAAUUCAGGUUGGUGAGGCUUCUAUAUCUGUAUUGUCUGAUAGGUAUGACUUUGAACCACGAGGCAGCGUUUAUGUUAAGGGUAAAGAUAAUAUGAAUGUGUAUUUAGUUGUUGGCAAAAAAGAGUCGUAAGAAAUAUUAGUAUGAAACAUAGAAUCUGUGAUUUAUAUUUUAUAUACUGAAUUUUAAUGUAAAGAUGACCCUAUUUAUUUAUUGUGUGCAGUGAAUUAUAUAAGAUGUAGUAAAAGCUUGAAGAAUACUCUGUGUUGUAAGGCUACUAUUUAUUUAUUCAUAGUUUUAGCGUAAACAUUGGCAGCAUGAUAUAAAGUUUUAAAAAGAUAUAAAUGAGUGAUUUUCUCUUUGUCAUAGAGUGCUAACUUUCCUUGCCUGUAAUUUUAAUAUUAUUGUAUCUGUGACCAGUGCUCUAGUCUCAAUUUAAUUUCCCAUAGAGGUGGUCUCGUCUUGUAAUCGUACAGAGUACGAAUAUUUAUUGAAGAUUAUUGACGAUUGUUUUUAUAUAAGUGUUUAGGGAAAGAACGAAUGUCCACCGUCUUUUUUGUAUAUUUCGAAUGUACUUUCUGUAUGUGUUAAAUAUUCUGAAAAAAGUUUUUUUUUUGUAUAUAAAAUUGUUAUAUAGGUUACCUACCCAUUUGGGGAUAGUCAAAAAUAAUUGUAAUCUAAUAGAAAUCAAUGUGCGUAAAAGAAUACACGGUAUUAUAACUUGAAGUACGUAGAAGUAUGUAUUAUAUAAUUUUGUGUGUAUUCUAUAGCCAAUGGUAAUCAAUUAAAGAUGUUAUUAAGGGUGUAGUAUAUAAUGUAGAAAAUGUCCACAUGUUAUAUAGAUUAUCUUUAAGAUUAUUUGUGUAGUAUUUGCCUAAUUUUUAUUUAUAUUUAUUAUAUAAUAUAACCAAGACCACUGCUUACAUUAGGUAUAUGCCUUUUUAAAAUGGGAAUAAGUUGUUAAGAAAUAAAACGAUUGAAAAUAUAAUAUUAAAUUAUAUCUGUAAAAUACUUUGAUUAGAAAGAUGCCAAUAUAUUUUGAUCAGAUUUUUCGCUUCGAUCAUUAUGAAGAUGACGAUACUUCAGCGUGUCCA